This is a messenger RNA of Priceomyces carsonii, 2868 nucleotides long. RefSeq names its product Age1p (gene AGE1). The transcript has a single exon. Gene Ontology annotation, cellular component: trans-Golgi network; endosome. The coding region runs from base 1 to 2868 and encodes 955 amino acids. Gene Ontology annotation, molecular function: GTPase activator activity. Gene Ontology annotation, biological process: intra-Golgi vesicle-mediated transport. Lineage: Eukaryota; Fungi; Ascomycota; Pichiomycetes; Serinales; Debaryomycetaceae. The record is from RefSeq and is a predicted model, not a curated record.
AUGGACACGGUUUUGGGAUUGUCUCUUCCUUAUAUGGAACGAGCCGGAACCAAUGUGUCUCUUAAAAAGAUUAUACUUGCAGAUCAGCAAGAUCUUACUCGAUAUACUAUUGAAUUGAAUGAACAUAAACGAUGUUCAUCUAUAAUAAAAAGUUAUAGCAAAAGCGGAGAAGAAAUCAAGGAGCCAGUAGAAUUUAUUGAGAAUCAAAUUCUUGAAGAGAAAAAGCGAUCAAAUGUGCCAUUAUUGAUUAAAUUGCCAUCUUCUCAUAAGAAAAUCAAAUUUAAUGUUUUAAUAAAGCCCGUAGAGAAUUACGAAUCGAAGUCACUAAUUAUCUUAAAAGCAAAAGAAACUUUGGAGAAUGUGCAAUUGAGAAGCAUAUUGCACCAGGAAUGCUAUGCGCAAGGGGAUAUUGAAGUUUCGAAAUUGUCGUACUCAACUUUGCCUGUUAACAGAACUAAUAAAGAUUUUCAAAAAAUAAUCGUAAACGACAGUUUUAAUUCUACCAUGUUCAAAAAUAAGAGAAUAAAUAUCUCUUUAUGGGAAUAUGAUAAUAUAAUUCAGGACUACAACUUCUUGUUUUCCUUCAGCCUCUGGAUAAGUGAAGUUGCUAAUGACCCUGAAGAAUCUGGUCUUUCUCAACCCUCUGAAGACGAUCGCUCUUCAAAAAUGGAGCCAAAAACUAAUAGAAGACAUGUCAAACCUCUCAAAAUAUCAGACUAUCGUAAUGCUUUCAAGCUCGAUAUUGAGGAUGGUCCUGAAUUUAGAAAAGAGGUAUCGUCUUACCAAGCACAUUUACCAAUAUUUAAAAAGACAUGUAUGAAUUUACUAGAUGAAUUGAGAAGUCUACAGUUAUAUUUGAAAAGGAUGAGGAACACAAGAGUGAAGAUAAUAGAACAUUCUCAGACUUUAGCUCGAUUGCACUUCAAUUCUUUAUUGAAUAAAAUGGGCUUCAUGAAUGAUUUUGACGAUCAACUUAAACUGAUAUUUGACCCUUUUGAAAAAAACAUUGACUUUUUCAGUAAUAAUGUUUGUAAUGAAAAAUUGCUUUCCAAAAUAUCUUCCAAUUUGUCUAACACCGUCAGCAAUGAUGGUAGCGGUCCAAAUGAGCUAUUACAUAGUAGAAAACAUUUCGAAAACGGUUCGAAGGAAUAUUACAGUUGGCUCAAUAAAUAUUUGUCAAAUGAGAAGGAGAGGCCUGAGCUGAAACUAUUGGCAAAAAGAAAAGCCUUCGAAUUAUCAAAACUUGAUUAUCUAAACCAUUUGAAUCUGGUUGUAAACAAUCAAUACUUCAAUCAGCUUUUAGAGAAUGUACUCAAGUUUAACGGCUUACCUUAUAAUGAAAAAGACAGAAGGGUUUUAGAUUUCAAAAUUUUUAGUGACCCAAAGCUCAGCCAAGAUCUCUUGGAUGAUAAUUACAAAAUUUACUUGAAUGUGCUUUCAAGAUUUAAUAGUCAGAAAUUUCAAUUCAGGCAAAUGAUUGAGGCAAGUCAAUCGAAUGAGGAAUUAACCAAUGUAAUAAGAUACAAUGUAUUGAACCAGACAGCUCCUUUAUUAGAAUGCGACACUGCCUCUAACGAAGACCCUAUUUUAAGAAAGGAUAAUAUAGAUUUAAUUUUCAGCAACUUACCCACUUACUUCACUGACUCUGCUCCAGUAUCUCCUGCAAAUGAUGCCACUUCGGACAUGUCAGGAAUACUAUAUACCUUAGGUGGACAAGGUAAACAGGGAUGGCACAAAGAAUGGGUUGUUUUAAAUAAUGGGCAAUUAAUAGAAUAUUCUGAUUGGAGAAAAGCUAAAGUUCAAAUUAAUAGACCAAUAGAACUAGCACUUUCUAGCAUAAAGCCAAUGAAUUAUGAAAAGAGACAGCAUUGUUUUGAAAUUUUGACCUCAACUGGACAUAAGCAUGUUUUUCAAGCAAUAAACGAGGAUGAAAGGAAUCAGUGGGUAAAAGCGUUGUAUAAAGCAGGCCAAAUUGUUGAUACUUCUAGACUCAGAGAAACAUAUACCAAUGCAACGAGGGCCAAACAAUUGAAUACGGAUGCGCGUACUCAACUCAGCAGCUUAGUUACUGAUUUAUCUGAAAAUCGGGUAAUUGCACCGAUUACACAAGAUCAGUCACAUUCACCUGUAUCAAUCUUCUCCAGGCCUCUUUUGUCAGAAAAGGAUUACCUUAAACUUGUGAGAUCAAUAAUAGAUAGUGGAAAUGACUGUUGCGUUGAUUGCGGGAGCAGCGAAUCCGUGGAGUGGGUAUCGCUUAGCUUUCUUGUUUGCUUCUGCGUGAAGUGCUCCUCUUUCCAUAGAAACUUGGGCUCACAUAUAUCGAGGAUAAAAUCUUUGAAACUCGAUAACUUCGACAAUGAAUCAGAAAUGCUCCUUAAUUAUAUCAACAAUAAUCAAGUCAAUUCCUAUCUAGAAGGAAACUUGAUUGAUGCAAAGCCAACGUCGAGUUCUUCUGAUGAUGAAAGGCUGACAUUUAUCACGAAAAAAUAUAUAAAUAAAAAAUAUCUUCAGCAAGUCGAUAACCCAGAUGACUUUUUAAUAAAGUCAAUUCAAAAGAUUGACAUGCCUAAUAUUUUGAGAGGUAUAAUUUCUGGAGGCAACACUAACAUCAAUGUGCAAAUUAGUAUUCACUCAAGCAAUGUAUCAAAAAUCAUUUCACUCUUUGAAUACUCUUUAAGGAAGUUCAUACAGAUUGAGGAUGGAGAUCCUGAUAAUAGCAAAACCAAGAAGCUUUUUAUUAUUUCUGAAUUAUUAGUGCUAAAUGGUUGUGAUAUUAAAGAUAUCACACAGUUGGAUGAGGACAUUGGGAUUACCUCAGAUGCUGUUGCUUAUUAUGAGACUAGGCGCUCUAAAAUUACAGGUAUGUAG